Molecule: messenger RNA, 678 nt
Organism: Stegodyphus dumicola
Lineage: Eukaryota; Metazoa; Arthropoda; Arachnida; Araneae; Eresidae
Product: carbonic anhydrase 2-like
Cellular component (GO): plasma membrane
Molecular function (GO): carbonate dehydratase activity; zinc ion binding
Source: RefSeq, a predicted model, not a curated record
UUAAAAAGUGUGGAAGUGAUAGGCAAUCCCAUCGAUAUAGAACCAGACGAUUUAGAUGUCAACCAAAAUUUAGGCAAGUUCGAUUUCGAGAACUAUGAGAACGAGCUUGAAGAUGCAAAGAUCGAAAAUAAUGGACACACAAUUCAAAUAACUCCGGGAAUCAAAGAUGAAAUAUACUUCACGAAAGGUGGAUUAGACGACAAGUACAAAUUUCUACAACUUCAUUUUCAUUGGGGCUCUGACAGCAAGCAGGGAUCAGAACACACUAUUGAUGGCGAGCGCUUUCCCAUGGAGAUGCACUUGGUUCACAUGAAUAUGAAUUAUAAAACAAUGGAACGGGCGCAACGCAAAGAAGAUGGACUUGCUGUGCUUGCAGUUCUGUUUGAAGUAAGUGAUGCAGAUAAUCCAGCACUGGAACCUAUCAUUGAAAAACUAGAUGAUGUUCGAAAAGAAGGGGCUAAAGUCGACAUAGAUGGCCUCACCCUCAAAUCUAUACUGCCAGACGACCUUAUGCCGUACUACAGAUAUGCAGGUUCUUUGACCACGCCACCCUGCUUGGAGAUUGUCGUUUGGACUAUCUUUAAAGAUCGUGUGCCCAUCAGUGAAAAACAGGUAAUGCUUCAUCUAGCAUUUUUUAUUUAUAAUAAUAAAAGAAAGACUUUCUCUAACUCUGUGUAG